GAAAAAGUUAUUGAAUAUUGGAGCUGGUUGUAACAUCAAAUCAGAUCUAUAAAUGAGAAUGAAGCUUUCUCAAAAUCCAUAUUUUAAUAUCAUGAAACAUUAUCCAUUUUCUUCGUGGAGAAAACGUGGAAAUGGUGAUGACAUACACCUGGUGAUGGAUUCUACUUUGAACUCCAAAGUAAUGUUGAUAGAUGGCUUAGUCACUGCAGCAAAUCAUUUAACUGUUCCGAAGAAUCAAAAGUGUAGUCUCAGCCUAACUGGAGAGUACUUGUAUCUGAUUGUCAAGCCAUUGAAAGAUAAGAAUUUUAUCGUUAGACUAGACUGCAGAACAAAGAGUUCGAUAACCUUCCGCAUUACAGUGUCUAAUGCUCGGAAGUUUUGCAAAGUUUCAAACUUAUGUGUUUGUCUUCCUUUGUCUUUGCUGACUAUUUCACCAGAUGUUGAGGAACCGAAAUGGGUAGUAUUGCGUUUUGAUCUUCGCAAAAUCGUAAAUGAAUACUCUAUCUAUCAAUAUCACAGCUUAAGUCGCUUGCAAAUAUGCUGUAGUUUGUUAUUGUAUGCAGCAUUUACGUCCAACAAUGAAUAUUCCCCGCUGGUUUCGAUAGAAAAAAAUAAGGUUCAUAAGAAUUUAGUUCUUCCACUUCCUAAGGAGUUUCGACCUUUCCUGGGCCCAGAAAAGUUAUCUGAGACCUUUGAUUUAGUUUCUAUACCUGAAAGUAUAACUGAUCAGUUUGAAGAAAAACAUACUGGAAGUAUAGACUCCACUGAAAAUAUCAACUUAUCGUCAAGUACUGAAAACAAGAACCCUGAGGUAGCAUCACACUUAACAGAAUCAAAAGUAUUGGAAGAUAUAAAUAUACAUGAUAAAAGCAUUGCUAAAGAUCAUCAUAAGUUGAAGAUAUCAGAUGAAGAUGAACGAAGUUGCAGAAUAAGCGACGUUGUGCAGUUUGAUAAUACUAGUUUACCAUGUACAAAUUUACUUCAUCAAACCAUUGAGAAUAUGGCCAAAAACAUAUCUAUGGACUUGGUUUAUAUCGCUUCAUGCCCUUCAUAUUGCACAAGUCUAAUCAUCACUCAAAAUGGUUGUGCAAUUAUUUUUCCUUGUGCAGCAUACAUUAUUGUGAUGGAUGUCGGUAGUAGACGUCAAUGCUUCCUAGAAGGUCAUACUGCUGAAGUUACUGGCGUUUGUCAAGAUGCUGAUGGUCGGAUUAUUGCUUCUUGUCAAUCUUCAACAUUGAGUUCCAUUAACUUAUACCUUGGUGUUGUCCAUGUUUGGCGUAUGCCUGACUUACUUCAUUCUUCACUACAUAUUCAAAAACCACUGGGAACUGGGAGGGUUCAAAAUGCUCAGUCUUUAAAAGGUGUAUGUAUUUCAGAUCGAUGUGAAUUUUUAAUUGCUUAUGGAAUGGACGUUCGCUUACGUGGUAUGAUAGUUGUAUGGGAUUUACGGAAUCUUCUUCAUAGUAGUGUAUUACCGUUAUUAGUCCGGUCAACAAUUGACAAUACAAUAGGCUGUUUAUGUCUUUUGCCAAACAAUUAUAAACAAAAUGCAAAUCCAGAUUGUUAUAUACGUUUUGCUACUCUAUCUGGAUCUAAUACUUCACAUGAUACAAUUAUUGACUGGAAUAUCCAGGAUAAACAUCAAUGUGCAAGGAGGAAUUCACUGAGUGAAAUACGUUUAUGGCGAUUGAAAUAUGAUGCAUCAGUAAAACAAGACACAAUUCAACAAUCUACAUCAAGAAAUAAGUACCAUUUAUCUUCUUCAGUUAUUUCAUUGAAUUCAGUGAUUGUCCCGAUGUUACGUCAAUCAUUUAAUUUUGUGAGUUGUUGUAUUAAACCUCAAUUAGAAAAUUUCACUCAAUCUCAUGAUAAAUUGAAUUAUUCCCUAUUAGUUGGCUCUUCUACAGGACAUAUUUUAGAGGUAGAUUUAAAUCUCUUCUGCAUUUCAAAUAUCUAUCAUUUAAUUGCAAAAUCACAAGAAGAAAAUUUAACAGACAAUAAUGAUUCAAACACAGUUGAAUUACAAAUUUCAGCUUCUAGAGAAUUUCGAAACAAUCAAUGGAUUUUAACUGUUACCGAUCAUGUAAAUCAUUCAAAACUUCAUCUCAUUUCAAUUGCAUCUAUUCAUUGGAUCAAUCCUGGAAUCAAUUUUUCUUUAGGCUGGUUAGCUGUAUGCACAAAAGAUGGUCGUCUAUUUUUAUUGGAAUCGAAUAAUUCAUCAAAUUCAGUGUUACUUUCAGUAAAAUAUCCUUCAAUGAUUUCGGCACUUGAUUCAUGUCCAUGUGAACAAGAUACUGUAAAUGUAAAUUCACAACAUCAAGUGUAUAUUUCUAUAGCAACACGUUCUGGCGGUCUUGCUUGCCUUGAUCUUAACUUUGAAUUUGAUUUUCAUAAAAACGCUACAGAUACUGAUGAGAAUGAAAUGAUAAAUGAAUUUAAAUUAAUAAACUGUUCUCCUAAACGAAUUCUUUCAUGGCAGGCUCACAGUCCAAUUAUAGCUACAGAUCUAGUUCAGAUAGAUAAACAAGAUUCCCAGUGUAUACUAGCUACUUUGAGUAAUGAUGGUGCUCUUAGAAUUCGACACAUUUCAUCUCAAUCAUCAUUGGCUAAUCAACUUGAAGAUGUUGAAAUAAAACGCAUAAAUGUCGAUAAAACUUGUAUAAACAAAGAACUAGUAGAAAAUCCAUUAGUCGAUUUAAUUAUAUCUGAUGAAACGCCAACUUGUAUUGCUAUUCGACCGAAAUUAAAUUGGUCAGAAUCAAAGUUCAAUGACAUGGAUAAUACUAUAUCAUGGAUUCAAAUUGCAUGUGGUUAUUCUAAAACUGGUCUAGUACGUGUCUUCUCUCCAGUCAAUGCACAAAUGUUAUACGAAUCAAAUUUCCACAAAGGUUAUGAUGUCACAGCGCUACUUUAUUCACCAUGUGGCAGUUAUUUGUACACAUCAGAUAGUUCUGGUCAAUUAGCUGUUUGGAGAAUUAUCCAUAAUGAUACAGAGAAAUUCUAUGACAAUCAAUUAUUGCAUUCAUUAAAUUAUCAAAUUGGUGUAUUUUCUACAAUAAAACCUCCUCAAUUGACAAUGCGCCAUCAUGACAAUUCAUCAAUGUUAUUAUUAGAAACGAAAAAAAGUAUCAUUACAAUAUCAUCUAAAGGAUCAUAUAUUGCUUAUAUGGGACCUCAAUUAGAAAUGCUUACAAUUGCUAAAGGUGUUAGUGUUUUAACUAGGAAACAAAUUGAUUUAAAUCAUCUGGUGCUAAAAUAUUUUCCAAAUAAUCAAACAAAAUCAAAUCUAAAUCAAAAUAAUAACUCAUUGAAUUUUAUUCAAUUCAUUUCUCGAUGUAAUAAAAUUGAACAUUUAACUAUGAAGAAGAAUGAUACACGUCUUGACGAUUAUACUGUUGAUGAUGAUGAUGAGUUUUUAUUUGUCAGUACAUCUCAAGGUUAUUUGUUUAAAUUCAACUUAUUCGAUAAUAAACUGAUAGCAUGUGCAGAAUUCAAUGUCAUAUCAAAUUCCAAGAGCACAAUUUAUAUGACUGCUAUGAAAAUUGCGCCUAAUGGGCAAACAUUAUUAUUGACUGAAUCGUCUACUCCAUUUAUAUACCUAACUUCAACUGAUCUCUAUCCAUUAUAUGAUGAAAAUAAUCACAUGAAUAAUAAAACAACAGUAAAUCGAAGUAUUAUUUAUCAAAAAUUCACUGGUCAUAUUUAUCCAAUUGACAAUAUUUAUAUCACUUUAAAUGAACAAUAUUGUAUUAGUAUUGAUACUGGUUUCUGGUGUCAAUCUACUGAUCUAACGAAAACUAAUCGCAAAACCUGUAUAGCACAUAAUACUAAUCAACAAACGAAUAUUAAAGCAAGUAGUAUAUUUAUAUGGAAAUUCAAUUCGGCACAAAGAUUACCUGACGUGAAAAUGAGAAAGAAUACCACUUUUGUUCAACCAUUAGUGUCAUGUGAAUAUGAGAAUAAAUCUACACCAAUUAAUCAAUGUACUACAACUACUACGAUGACGACAACACUUGAAACAAAUCAUGAUCAGAAUGUAACUUCCAGUGAAAAUUGUCAUAUAAAAAACAUACAAGCAAAUACACACUGUAACAAUUAUCCUUUAUCUCAUCGUCAUUGGACUGUUUAUGCCGCCGAUAGUAAAUUGAAUAGGAUAAAACAAUUCCAGCCCAAUUUAUUAUUGGAACAAUUGAAAUUCACUUUUAUCCAUGAUCACUGUAUGAAAGGAUUCAUUGUUGGAUUUGGUUGUUACAAUCAAAUGAUUGAUAAUUUAAUAUGGGAUUCCGAUACUGGUAUAUUCUUGUACACUUAUGAAUCUAUGCUUGUUAUUGAAGAAUUAGAAACUGGUUUACAAUUAGCCUAUCGAUCUGUCGCAUCAUCAAACAACUUAGAUGAUAAUAAUAACAUAAAUUUCACUGGAGAAAUUUUCAAUUCACUUGCUUUAGCUCCAAAUAAAACAAUGUUGGCUAUUGGAUCAACCAGCUAUUGGCAAUCUAAUGAAGAUCAUUCUAGGUCUACAAGUAUUUCAUCAUUUAUCAUUGUACCAAUGAAAUUCAUGCAUUAUCAUGGUAAACGUCAAUUCAAUCUGAUAUUGAAAUAUGAUCAGAGUAGGCGAUUUUUAUUGCCUAUUCUUGUAGAUAAGAAGAGUUCAAGUGAACAAGUGAUGAUCAAUACCAAUCCACUGUCAGAAAUCAAUACAAAUCUUUAUGGUAUUUUAUUGUCAAUGACAUUUACACUAGAUUCUCGUCAUUUAAUUACAAUUGAAGAUUAUCGCACGAAUGAAGUGAAAUUAUGGUCAGUAGCUGAUUGGACUUUAUUGUCAACUAUCCAAAUCUGUGGAUAUUUUAAUCAGAUAUUAUGUUCACCAUUAUUUAGUAAUGAGUUUAUUACAAUUGGCGCUGAAUUUCAUAAUUCAAAUCAUGAUAAUCAUGUUCAAUUUUCAAAUCAUGAAAGUUCUAUUCUAUUUUGGAAAUUCAAUAUUAAAUAUUCCUCCAAUUGUGUGAAUGAUGAUGAACUAGUGAACAUUGAUAAUAAUCAUACAAUCAAUACACAAAAUAUACUUACAUAUACUAGAGGAAAAAAUUGGUCAUUUAAUGAAAAUAAAUUAUUGCGCAAUACAGAAUUUUGUUCUGCAACAUAUUUACAAAUUCCAAAUAAAUAUAAAUAUUACACUACAAUGCUUAAAAUGAUUUUACUUAUUAUUGUAUCAGAUAAUUUUGGAAAUAUCAGUAUAUGGGAUGGUAAUAAUCACAUGUGCUUACAUAAUUUCUCAGCAGAUUGUAAUGAAAUUAGUGUCAUCUCUUCCUGUGGUCCACAUGGUUUUGUGACAGGUAAUACUAAUGGUUUAUUACGUUAUUGGCGAUUAGAAAUAGAAUUUUUCACUAAUGAACAAUAUUCAAACUAUCAAAAUAAUAAUUAUCAUAACAGAAUUAAAAAUGUUGAAGCAAAACAUAUGAAAUCUAUAUCUCACUUUGAUAAUGAAGUAAUUUUAUCAGCAUGCUUUGAUAUAGAAGGACAUAUUGGUGUGAUUAGUACAAAUAACUGUAAUCUAUGGUAUAUUGAUUGGUCCGAAGUGGAAGAAUGGACAAGUCAUGCACUUUCACCAGCGAAUAAUAAUAAUAAUUCAGCAUCAAUUACACAAGAUUAUUCAACACUUUUAUGCAGUGGAUAUAAAACACCAAUUAUUGGAUUAAUUUGGUGGACAAAGCCUCAAAGCUUAUUAUUAUCAAAUGAGAAUUCUCUCAAUAAUAAUAAUCAUAAUAAUGAUUUAAAUUAUGCCAAUGAUCUUCUACUAACAUGUUCAUUAGACGGUAAUGUACAAUUGUGGAAUCCAGAUUCUUGUCAAUUUAUAGCUGAAUUAAAGACUAAUGAAUUGGUGAAUAGUUUAAACGGAUCAAUUGAUACAAUCGACUUAUGUUUAUUAGAUUAUCCUGAUGUAAUGUGUGUUGGAUCAGAAGUAGACAUCUUCGACAAUGAAACGCUUUCAUCUAAAGAAGAUAACAAUAAUAAUAAUCAUAAUAAUAACAGAAAAUCACCAGGAUGUUUAGCUAUUGCUUAUACAGAUACAUGCGUACGAUUAUUUUGUUUACAUAAGAUGUGUCUCAUCAGUGAAUCUGUACAAAUAUUUCCACAAUUGGAUGAUCAAAUUACAGUAAUUCAAUUUUGUAGUCCAUAUUAUUUAAUCAUUGGAACUAGAAACGGUUUGCUUCUACUAUUAUCUAUCAGUCAUCAUAUCGAGAAUAAUAUUAAUAAUAAUAACAAUAGUAAUACUAAUCAACAGUAUCCACAACCUAUUCUCAUUAAACGUAUUAUCAAAGAUUACCUAGUUGAUUAUCAUCAAAUCUCUAUGCCUAUUCUAUGCUUACAUACUUAUUCACAACCUUUAUUAUAUGAUUAUUAUUUGCAUCGAUUGCAACAGAAUAAAAAACAACAAAUCAACAAUUCAAUCAUAAAAUCCGAUAUAACUGAAGACAAUCAAUCAGAGUCAUGGAUAUGUCUUGCAAUUGGAGCAGAGAAUCGUUUAAGUAUUUGGAAUUUAUCAAUUUGUUCCAAUCAUUCUCAGCAUAAUCCUGUACGAUUUUAUUUGAUUGUUUGGUUACCAUUGGAAUCAUUAAAAUUGAAUGAUAUGAACAAUAAGGAAAAUGACAAAAAUCAACCUGUACAAUUGUCUUAUUAUGCGAGUUUUUUACCAACACAAAAUUUAAAAGAUAUUUUGAAAUUAAAUAGCUACACUGCUGAAAGUUAUCAUGAACUUGACAAUCCUUAUAUAAUGAUCUAUGCAAUAAAUGCCAAAACAGAAAUGACAAAUUUAUGGAUCUAUUCCAUUGAUGAGUUGUUACAAACUCAAGCUCAUCAUUCAUUACCAUCAUCAUCAUCAUCAUUAUGUUUACAACUGUCUUCUGGUAAAGUUGAAUCCAUUACCCCUGUAUUUAUAUUUCCUACUACACCACCACCUAUUAAAACAGCUCAUAAUUUGUUAUUAUCAUGUUUACAAUUCAUUGUAUUGACAAGAUCUACAUUAAAUCCAUAUCAAACUGUUAUUCAACUGAUUCACUUCCAAUCGAAUAGUUUACAAAUUCAAUUGAAACAAAUCAAUGGACCACAAUAUGUAUAUAAUAAUACGGCUUUCAUGAAUAAAAGUGAUAAUAAUAAUAAUCAUCAGCCAUUUGUAUCAUCGAAUCCAUUAAUCAAAUCAAUCAUGAUACCAGAAAAACAACAACUAUACAUUGCAGCUGCUUAUGGUAAAGAAUUGUUGAUUUGGUUAGAAACAGAUAUCAUGUCGAAAAAAAUUAGAGAAUAA
Schistosoma turkestanicum is the source of this 7300-nucleotide messenger RNA. The record is from the annotation of a GenBank genome assembly. NCBI's taxonomy places the organism in Eukaryota, Metazoa, Platyhelminthes, Trematoda, Strigeidida, Schistosomatidae.